Messenger RNA from Prunus mume (Japanese apricot), 642 nucleotides. Lineage: Eukaryota; Viridiplantae; Streptophyta; Magnoliopsida; Rosales; Rosaceae. The record is from RefSeq and is a predicted model, not a curated record.
AAAUUCAGUGACAAUCAUGCCAGACGUGCAUUCCCUGGUGAAUGAUUUCCUUAUCAAGCUUAAAAAACGUAAUAUUGAGGGCUCACAGGCCACAGCAAAGCUGACGGCGGAAUUACUUCGGUCCGUGAUUUCAUCACAGCGGGUACCCUACACAAAUCAAGCUGGUGCGUUGAUAGAUGCUGUUAAAGCUGUUGGGGAGCAGCUGAUUGCUGCAAAUCCUAUUGAGCUGGCUGUGGGUAAUAUUGUGAGGCGUGUUCUGCACAUUAUUAGGGAGGAGGAUCUUUCUCUCACUACAGCUGCUAUGGCUGGGUUGAACAUGUCGACUGUUAGUGAUGAUGAAGAUGAUGGUGAGCGCGACAACCAUCCGGUUCUAUCUGCUGCUGUUGUUGCUGCUGCUGCAAGAAGCACACUGCGUCCACCAUCUUUGCAAACACUUCUUGAGGACAUGCCUGAUGCAGCAGCUGUUCCUCACACUUCUUCAUCUGGGGGUGAUUCUGAAGAAAAAACCAAAUCUGCUGAUAAAAGUUCAAGAAGUCGGAAACUGAAGCAUGAUGUCAUUGAAGCAGUCAAUGAACUUAUACAAGAUAUUGGCACUUGCCAUGAACAGAUUGCCGAGCAGGCAGUUGAGCACAUUCACCAGAA